CGCAUCACGAAAUGAACAACGGCUUGAUCUAGAUUCUUCUCGAAUUGAAUAGCUCGUAAACAAAGCCAGCCACAUUGGCAGCGUCGUAGCCGAACUCAGCUUGGCCCUCCUCCUCUGCCCGAACCGUUGCGAUUUUUAGCGAACCCUAAGUCGUCCGGUUUCGUACACAUUCAGUUGCUUUUUCAUCGGUUAAAUCGAAUUCUCAAGUUCGUUCGGAUUUUCACUCAUCGAUUUCAACUUCCGUGCUCUAAUUAGGUGUUUGUAGCUAUUGAACUGCUAUGGCAGAUCAGCACUCUAAUGAAGGUUCGAGUACGGGCAAUGUCUCCGGGGAAUCUUCAGAUUCAUUUGUAGAGCUUAAGAUCAAGACUCUGGAUUCACAGAUUUUUAGUUUCCAUGUUGACAAAAGUACACCAGUUUUGUUGUUCAAGGAGAAAAUAGCUAAUGAAAUUGGCGUUCCAGUUGGUCAGCAACGGCUGAUUUUCAGGGGGAAGGUCUUAAAGGAUGAACAUCUCCUUUCAGAAUAUCAUGUUGAGAAUGGGCACACAUUGCACUUAGUUGAAAGGCAGCCAGCCCAAUCACAGCCUUCAUCUGAUACAAGUUCAGGAGAGACAAAUGGAAAUAACGCUAAUCAAGGAAAUGAUGCUAGUGCAGGCAUUCCUCGUAAUCGAGUUGGGCAAAUUUCGCACAGUGUGGUUCUUGGGACCUUUAAUGUUGGAGAUCAAGGUGAAGGCAUAGUUCCAGACCUUACUCGGGUUAUUGGGGCAGUUCUAAAUUCUUUUGGUGUUGGAGGUCAGCCUACUACUAAUGGUAUCAACAGUACACAAUCUUCAACAUCUGCUUCUCAAGGAAAUGAAACAGAUGGAGCACCUAGUGGUGGUCAGAACCAAGCAGGAAAUCAGACACAGUCUGCUCAAUCAUUUCCUGGUCAAACAUUUCAAUUUUCUCCUCAAGUUAUGCCAAUUUCUUUGACUCCGGCAGCAAUGCCUGUUCCUUCACUUAAUUCGCCAAUUCCUGAUGCUUUAAAUACUCUCUCUGAGUUUAUGAACCACAUGGAGGCACAUUCCCCAAAUGGCUAUCAGCUGCACUCUUCUACAACUAAUAGAGGAGACCAACCUAGGGUAGAAUUACCGUCUGAUGCACGGGGCUUGCCAACACCUGAAGCAUUGAGCAUUGUGAUGCGACAUGCAGAACGGCUUCUCAGCAGUCAUGCUAUUGCUGCAUUGUCUCAUAUUGCAGAACGUUUGGAGCAAGAGAGGAAUUCUCCCGAUCCUACGGUAAGGGGGCAAAUUCAAACAGAAUCAAUGCAAGUAGGCCUUGCAAUGCAGCAUUUAGGUGCCCUUCUUUUAGAGCUUGGUCGAACCAUUUUGACGCUGCGUAUGGGACAUUCUCCUGCAGAAUCUUCAGUCAAUGCUGGACCAGCAGUUUAUAUAUCUCCUUCAGGGCCAAAUCCUAUAAUGGUUCAGCCUUUUCCCCUUCAAACCAGCUCCCUCUUCAGUGGUUCUCAUUCUCCAUCAAAUCCUCCGACUCUAGGUCCUGUUGGUGUUGGAACUGCUCCAAGGCACAUCAACAUCCAUAUACAUGCUGGCACUGCACUGGCACCCAUCAUUUCUGCAGUUGGUAACAGAACAAGCAAUGGGGAAGGAGUGCAAGGAGAACGUGGUAAUAAUGCUGGUUCUGGUUCAAUGCGGGUUCUUCCUGUGCGAAAUGUUCUUGCUGCUGCUGUCCCAGCACGUCCUACUGGUGCAGUGUCCAGUGCAGCACAAUCUGCACCAACUGACUCGUCAAUAUCCUCUAUUGUUGCUGAAGUCAAUUCGCGACUUAGAAACUUUGUUAGUAACAUGCAAGGAGGAAACCAGGUUGCAUCAGGUAAUGGACAGCCCGGUAAUGUUGCUGUUAGUGGAGCUGGGGAUUCUAAUGUUGCAUUACCAGCAGACAUUCUUCAAACUGAAGAACGGAAGUCACAACCUCAACAUGCUGAAGGAAGUAACAAUAUUAUGGAGAGUGGUGUGCGUUCAAAGGAUGUAUCAACUGGCACAGUGGAAUGCCCUCCAAGUUCAAGUGGAGAACUCUUGGUAAAGUCAGAAGACCCUUCAGGAAGUGUUCUGAGAUCCAGUGAGGAUAAUGCCAAAGCUGUUCCACUUGGAUUGGGGUUGGGGGGUUUGGAACGUAAGAAGCGAAUCAAGCAGACAAAAUCACCUGUUAGUACUGGUGAUAGUGGAACAACUAGUUCUUCUCUUGAUCAGAACUUGAGUGUUAGAACAACUGGCCAACAGAUUUUGCAAUCACUUGUAUCUCGGAGCUCUUCUGUGAAUAGGGUGGAACAUGAUGCGUCCCCAAGUAAUCCAGGUGUUCAGAGUAGUAGAUUGUCAGGAGGGCAAGGUUCUGAUGAUCAAUUAGAUGCUGCUAAUGCUGUCUCUCAAGUUCUUCAAAGCCCUGCAUUAAAUGGCUUAUUGGCCGGGGUUUCAGAGCAGACUGGUGUUGGUUCACCAGAUGUUUUUAGGAAUAUGUUGCAGCAACUCACUCAAAGCCCCCAAAUCAUGAACACUGUCGGUCAACUAGCUCAGCAGGUUGAUAGCCAGGAUAUUGGGAACAUGUUUUCAGGAUUAGGAGGAGGCCAAGGUGGUGGAAUUGAUCUGUCACGGAUGGUACAACAAAUGAUGCCUAUCGUUUCUCAGGCUCUUAGUCGCGGGGCAUCUGCACCUCCACCAUUUCCUGCUGUAGAACCUCAAUCGCAGGGCCAGCUUGAUGGGAGGAAGUCAAGUGCAGCUGACAAACCUUGUGAUCGUGAUUUUCAGGAUGAUAUUCAACAAAUGGCUCAGAGGAUUGAACAAUCGAAUUCCCCUGGCGAUGUCUUCCACACUGUUGCUGAAAAUGCAGUUCGGGUAUAUGGCAAUGGAAGGAAUGCUGAAGAACUUCUGAAUGAGUUGUGUGGUGAUGAGGGUCUUGCCAAGGAAUACACAGAGAUGCUACAGCGGGACGUACAUCAAAGAUUUCAGGACAAAUCUGAGGAGGACAAGAGCUAAGUUCUUCAAUUUUGAGAAGUCUUGUCCUGUACUGGGGGGUCAUUUUCUUUGUUUUAUCGGUUCAUACCCAGAAUCCAUGUAUAAACUUUAGGCUUCUGGUGGCUUUGUUUGAUAUACGCUUUAAGUUAUAUUUGAUCUGUUUGUUUCAAAUGUGCUUUUUUGGUUAAUUGUGCAUCAAAUUGGAAUUAUGGUGAUAUCUAUAUGUCCUGUUCCCUGUCAGAAUGAUACAAAUUCCAGUAGCUCUUCUUUGA
Theobroma cacao (cacao) is the source of this 3274-nucleotide messenger RNA. Its product is annotated as Ubiquitin-like superfamily protein. Gene Ontology annotation, biological process: ERAD pathway. Gene Ontology annotation, molecular function: misfolded protein binding; polyubiquitin modification-dependent protein binding. The record is from RefSeq and is a predicted model, not a curated record. Lineage: Eukaryota; Viridiplantae; Streptophyta; Magnoliopsida; Malvales; Malvaceae. Gene Ontology annotation, cellular component: BAT3 complex.